Molecule: messenger RNA, 1858 nt
Organism: Lynx canadensis (Canada lynx)
Lineage: Eukaryota; Metazoa; Chordata; Mammalia; Carnivora; Felidae
Gene: ERCC8
Product: ERCC excision repair 8, CSA ubiquitin ligase complex subunit
Exons: 13
Coding region: 64-1254 (396 amino acids)
Biological process (GO): proteasome-mediated ubiquitin-dependent protein catabolic process; protein polyubiquitination; transcription-coupled nucleotide-excision repair
Cellular component (GO): Cul4A-RING E3 ubiquitin ligase complex; nucleotide-excision repair complex
Molecular function (GO): protein binding
Source: RefSeq, a predicted model, not a curated record
UGGUACAGCCUCCGCGCUCUGUCAUGGCGGCGUCCAGUGUUCAAGCCGGUGUGAAGGGACAGGAUGUUAGGGUUUUUGUCAGCGAGACAGACCGGUUUGGAAGACCCUCUUCGCCUCCGGAGAGCGGAGUCCACACGGAGGGUUUUGGGACUGGAGUUAAACAAAGACAGAGAUAUUGAAAGGAUCCAUGGCAGUGGAGUUAAUACCCUUGACAUUGAACCUGUUGAAGCAAGAUACAUGUUAUCAGGUGGUUCAGAUGGUGUGAUUGUACUUUAUGACCUUGAGAACUCCAGCAGACAACCUUAUUACACAUGUAAAGCAGUGUGUUCCGUUGGCAGAAACCAUCCUGAUGUUCACAAAUACAGUGUGGAGACUGUACAGUGGUAUCCUCAUGACACUGGCAUGUUCACAUCAAGCUCAUUUGAUAAAACUCUGAAAGUGUGGGAUACAAAUACCUUACAAACUGCAGAUAUAUUUAAUUUUGAAGAAACAGUUUAUAGUCAUCAUAUGUCUCCAGUUGCCACCAAGCACUGUUUGGUAGCAGUCGGUACUAGAGGGCCCAAAGUACAACUUUGUGACUUAAAGUCUGGAUCCUGUUCCCACAUUUUACAGGGUCACAGACAAGAAAUAUUGGCAGUUUCUUGGUCGCCACGUUGUGAAUAUAUCUUGGCAACUGCAAGUGCUGACAGCAGAGUAAAAUUAUGGGAUGUCAGGAGAGCAUCAGGAUGUUUAUUUACUCUUGAUCAGCAUAAUGGAAAAAAGUCACAAGCUGUUGAAUCAGCAAACACUGCUCAUAAUGGGAAAGUUAAUGGCUUAUGUUUUACAAGUGAUGGGCUUCACCUCCUUACUGUUGGUACGGAUAAUCGAAUGAGACUCUGGAAUAGUUCCAAUGGAGAAAACACACUGGUAAACUAUGGAAAAGUUUGUAAUGACAGUAGAAAAGCAUUGAAAUUCACUGUCUCCGAUGGCUGCAGUUCAGAAUUUGUUUUUGUGCCAUAUGGUAGCACCAUUGCUGUUUAUACAAUUUACUCAGGAGAACAGAUAACUAUGCUUAAGGGACAUUAUAAAAGUGUUGACUGCUGUGUAUUUCAGUCUCAUUUCCAGGAACUUUAUAGUGGUAGCAGAGACUGCAAUAUACUUGCUUGGGUUCCAUCCUUAUAUGAACCAGUUCCUGAUAAUGAUGAGCCUACAACCAAAUCACAGUUAAAUCCAGCAUUUGAAGAUGCAUGGAGCAGCAGUGAUGAGGAAGGAUGACCAUCAAUCCUGAGUACCUCUGUGUCUCUGUUGAUGAAACUUUUAAAAUGCGACUGUUUUGUGUAAAGUUGAUGCCACCAUUGUUCUCCAAGAUGUGGACUGUAGCUCCUCUAAGGUUGAUUGGGACGUCCUGGACAAGGGCGCUGCGGCUCACAACAGACACCACUCAAGACCACCAGGAGCUUAUUGGACAACAUUUAGAAGAUUUAAAAAAAAGAAAGAAAGAGAAAAAAUUGAGCUGCCUAGAAAUACAAGUCCUUCUAAAGGAUUCUGUUUUUUAAAAGGUGGGAGUGUGAGGCAAGGACUGAUUACUCUGUGCACUGGGCCAUCCCAGGGAAAAGUUACCUAGAGAUACCUGGGCCCUGCUUUUCCUCUUAUCAGCCAGAAAAAGAAAGUGAAAACUGAAUCUUCAGAGGGCAAAAGCCUGAAAAAGGGAGAAAACAAAGGAAAAAUGACUGACACUAUAGGUAGUCACAAGCCCAGGGGAAAAAAACAGGGACUUUCAGUCUUAGAUACUAAGCAAAUACCAGUCUAGCAAACACAGUGCUGGUCCUAAAUUACUUACUGAUAUAAAAACAAAAGCAAGGGGCGCCUGGAUGGCUCA